CCCACCUGCGAGGCCUGAACCUAACCCAACACUUGGAGGAUACCCAGUUUGAAGCCCUGAUCUCGAGCUUGGCGGUGCCAGCAGAUGUGUUCACAUUUUUCUUGUCAGUAGAGGGCCCGGGUUUUAAAGGACGAGAGGAGAUCAGUCUGCUUGCUGAUAAGAAUUAUCAGGAGCGAAGGUGGAGGUCUGCGGUAGCAUAUCUUGCUCAGAUGCCCGAGAAGGUUUCCAAGCUCGAUUGGCAAGGACAGGAUGAUACUAUGGUAUACGAAGUGAAUUUUGAGCUGAUUGGGCAUGACGAAGACUCGGGGAAAACUUGCGGCGAAGAGUUCGAAUUCACGAUUUGA
Molecule: messenger RNA, 344 nt
Organism: Neoarthrinium moseri
Lineage: Eukaryota; Fungi; Ascomycota; Sordariomycetes; Amphisphaeriales; Apiosporaceae
Exons: 1
Source: RefSeq, a predicted model, not a curated record